CCUGUAGAAUAGUUGUCAGGGGUGUUCGGUACAAAUGUGUAGACCUAUGACUUGGCUUCCCUGCCCCUUCCCCGAGUGGGGAUUCCGGCGUCUGUAUCCUGACCGCCAGGAUCCCAACAGCCAGGAAACUGCUUCCCCAAGAGACAUUUGUACACGGAAUCCUGAUUUAUCAAAUAACAUUUAUAGCAAGAACAAUGAAGCCUGGAAAAGUAAAAGCGUGUUACACUGAGAGGGAUUUUGUGUACAAAUUCCAAGCUGGAUCUCAGAACUUUGUUCUAACCGUCCCCCUCCAAUUCCCUGUCCAAGAAAACCUUAAUCACUUACAUGGACGUCUCAUGCUGCUGCACAAGCUGCCCUGUUUCAUAGAGCAAGAUCUUAAAAAAUCUCUUUGUCAGUUUGUGGAGGAGGAAACCAUUAAAGAUUUUGACAGGGAAGCUGAGCAAGCUCUGGAAUCGGUGGAGUCCAGUCGGGUGGAUGUUGGGAUUUUGGCCAAUACCUGGAUGAAAGCCUAUACAGAGGCCACUCUAGAACAUGCACGUCCAGAGGAACCCAGUCAGGAUGAAGAUUUUGCCGAUAUUUACCAUGACCUCAUCCAUUCCCCGGCUUCUGAAACACUUCUGAAUCUGGAGCACAAUUACUUUGUCAGCAUCUCGGAGCUGCUGGGCGAAAGAGACGUGGAGCUGAAAAAACUACGAGAGCGACAAGGACUAGAGAUGAAUAAAGUCAUGCAGGAACUGGGCAAGUCAUUAAGUGACCAAGAUGUUAACUCGGUAGCUGCUCAGCAUUUUGAAUCUCAACAGAUAUUGGAAAAUAAAUGGAUCACAGAGUUGAAACAGUUGUCCACAAUCCAGAAACAGGAGUACCAGGACUGGGUGAUAAAGUUACACCAGGACCUCAAGAAUCCCAACAACAGUUUUAUAAGUGAAGAAAUUAAGGUGCAGCCAAGUCUCCUUCAGGAACCGGCGGAUUCGAGGCGUCCUUUGUAUGAGGAACAUGGGCAGCUGGAAGAAAGUUUCACAAUACAUUUGGGGGCACAGCUGAAGACCAUGCACAAUCUGAGGCUGCUGAGAGCUGACAUGUUGGAUUUCUGCCGUCACAAACGGAAUCACCGCAGCGGAGUCAAGUUACACAGACUACAGACUGCCCUCUCUCUGUAUUCCAUGUCCUUGUGCGGCCUGGUUCUGCUGGUGGAUAACCGCAUUAAUUCUUACAGCGGGAUUAAAAGAGAUUUUGCCACAGUCUGCCAGGAAUGCACCGAUUUCCAUUUCCCGCACCUCCAGGAACAGCUGGAUGUGGUCCAGCAGGUGGUACUGUAUGCCCGAGCACAGCGGAACCAAAAGGCAAAAUUCCAACAAGAGCCUGCAAAUGGGAAUGACGGACGCGGAGAUAAGGUGAAGAACACAGAGCGCAACCACUCUAAUUUACUACCAGGGGAGUUCUAUGUGACCAGACACUCCAACCUUUCCGAAAGCCAUGUAGUUUUCCACCUCUGUGUGGAUGAUAAUGUGAGAAGUGGAAAUAUCACCGCCCGUCACCCAGCAAUUAUGGGCUUAAGAAAUAUCUUGAAAGUUUGCUGCACCCACGAUAUUACUACCAUCAAUAUCCCUCUGCUGCUAGUCCAUGAAAUGUCUGAGGAAAUGACUAUACCGUGGUGCCUGAAGAGAGCUGAGCUGGUGUUUAAGUGUGUCAAAGGUUUCAUGAUGGAAAUGGUGUCCUGGGAUGGAGGCGUGUCAAGAACCGUGCAAUUCCUUGUUCCACGGAAUAUCUCAGAAGAAAUGUUCUAUCAGCUGAGCAAUAUGCUGCCUCAGAUCUUCAGAGUCUCUUCAACGCUCACCUUAACUUCAAAACGCUAAGAUUAAUGGGAAAAUGUUCUAUAUUGACGUUAUUUUCCAAAUGUUAUUGCAUCUGUGGCAGCCAUUUUGUGUUCAGUACCAAUAGUGACAAAGAUGCAGAACAAAAAUUUACUAGGAACUAGUGACAUCCUUACAGGUUGGUACCAAGGGCACCCCGCUGCAUGGAAAGCCGUAGGAAGCAUCCUUACAGUAUUUCAGUCAGCCAUCUUCCUUUUCCUAGGAAGGUAUAUGGGGGGGGGGGGUGAUGACACUUGUUCCCAGGGCACAUCCAAGUGGCACUUACACACAAACUUGUGGUUCAACUGCAUCUUUAGUACUACAUGUUGCCUAGACUGUUGUGGAUUGUCUGUCGUCAGAGUGAACCACAAAAUCAAUUUGCCAGAUAUUUGUAGGUGGUGAUGGUAUCAGGUUGAUAGAUAGACAGUGCCUAGUUAGACAGUCAAUAGAUAGACACCAUAUGUUAGACAGACAUUAGGUCGACAGGGUCAAAAGGUCAACAAUAAAAUGGUCGACAUAAAAAAGACAAAUGUUUUUUAAAAUGUAACAUGUUUUUGGACUAUUUCAUACCAUGUCCGCAUGGAGUUGGUUAUAAACCUUGUGGCGAGCGCAGAGAGGCCCGCGAGGGUAUGCCUUUCUACAAUUGGGGGUCCCAGAUGACAAUUGGGGGUCCCACAAAAAUGCAAAAAACAUGAUGUCUCCCUUUUUUAUGUUGAUCAUUUCCAUGUCGACCUUUUGACCCUGUCGAUCUUUUGUACUGUCUACCUUUUUCAUGUCGACCUUUUGACCCCGUCUGUAUAAACAUAUGGGGGUAUAUUCAAUUGAAGUCGAAAGCUGCCGUCUGUCGAAAAGACUGCAGUUUUCGACUUUUUUAGGUUGGAAGGGGUUCCGACCUACUUAAUCAAAUCCCAAAUUUUUCGAGAAGUCGAGGAAUUCGACUUGUCGAAAAGCUCGUGGAUUGGCAGAGUAGCUGCCGAUCCACGUGCUUGUGUCGAAAACGGGGCGUUUUGGCCCCCUUUUCGACCAUCUCAAUUCUAACUGAGGUGGGGAGAGCAGCGCCGGAGACUGGAGAGCCGGGACGGGGACGGGGUGAGCAGUGCUGGGGAUGUCACAGCCGCCACUCACAGCAGCGUCCACCCAGCUCCAGCAAGCGAGACCUCGCUUGCUGGAGCCGGGUUGAAACUGCCGUCAGCUGCAGCUGUGAUACAGGGACUGGGAGAGGAGGGACAGGAGAGGCAGAGAGACGGGGGGCCACGGGGGAAAGCCACGGGCAGACGGGGGAGAGCAGCGCUACUUUUUUAGAAGUCGAGUUGAGAUGUCAUUGAAUAGCCCAGGUCGGAUCCAUUCUGACAAAUGAAUGUCGGAAUGGAUCCGACUUCAAUUAAAUAUACCCCAUGGUGUCUAUCUAUUGACUGUCUUAACUAGCCACUGUCUAUCUUUUAUACCACACCUGUGGUGAUGGCUCCUACCAUUUAACUUGAGGGGCUUUUUGAUCCCCUUUUUGAUCACCGUUUAGCAUUGCAUCCUCCUCCAGAUGCUUCUCACUGUGUAGGGAACGCUGAAAGACGUGGACAUCACACAGUCCUUCCCAGUAGGACGGGCAGUUGCACUUUUGCAACCCCUAGGGGAAGAAAACACCGCCUGCCUGGACUAGCAGUGCAGUGGGCUCGCUGGGGGUUGCCAAAUUUUACUGGGGCUGAAACCCAGGGUGUGGAUCAUAGGCUCAACAGUGACUAGGUCGACAUGGAAAAAGGUCAACAUUAGUUUUAUACAUUUUUUCUUUGGUGUCGUUUUCUUCGUAAAGUGACCGGGAACCCCAAUUAGUGCACUGUAUCCCCUCGGCUUCAGCCAAGGUUACUAUUCCCAAUCUUAGUCCACGUGAAUCGUAAAAUGUGAAAAAGUUCAAAAUAUGAAGAUUUUUUUUUAAUAAAAAACGUUUGUCGACCUUUUUCCAUGUCGACCUUGUCCAUGUCGAUCUAGUGACCAUGUCGACAUAAAGACCAGAUCCUGAAACCCAUGCAGCACCUAGUUAAGAGCUGCCACUGUUUUUAAGCAACCUAUACUGCAUACGGUAUGCGGUUAAUAUACCGCCUGUCGGGAUCCCGGCAUUCAGGAUGCCGCCGGUUGGAAUCCCGACCACAGCCCCGUAUUCCCAUUCGGAUGGUGGUUCCAGUCCACCACCUAAGUGGGAAUAUAAACUCGCCACCAAGCCCGAUGCGUGGUGAGCACAGCGAGCCCCGAUUCCACGCUCCUCUCCACAGUGGUAAGCUUGUGCCCAGACGACGUACUCGGUGGUUGCUGCGCACAUGUUCCUGUAUAGUAAACUGACAGAAGUGAAACUCUCGUGUCCCUACAUUCUAAUCGCGUGGCUAGAACAGUCUGUAGAUGUGGCAUGCAAGUUUGGUUUGUGUUGGGCUAUUAUGCCACAGGGCAUAGGGAAGAGCAGCCAUGAUCCUGGGGGAGGCCGGAGUGACACCAACUCAUCAGAUGGAGUGUGUAUGUAUGUAUGUAUGUAUGUAUAUAUAUGUAUGUGUAUAUAUAUAUAUAUAUAUAUAUAUAUAUAUAUAUAUAAUGUAUUUUGGUGGGAAUAUCCCCUUUAACUGCAUAAUUUGUUGUCAUUAAAUGAUGUCUGAUUGAGAAGUGUAUGUUAAUACAUAAAAUUUUAUAUAUCGUGA
Messenger RNA from Pseudophryne corroboree (corroboree frog), 4525 nucleotides. It is a transcript of the gene FERRY3, whose product is annotated as FERRY endosomal RAB5 effector complex subunit 3. The coding region runs from base 195 to 1853 and encodes 552 amino acids. The transcript has 14 exons. Gene Ontology annotation, cellular component: cytoplasm. Lineage: Eukaryota; Metazoa; Chordata; Amphibia; Anura; Myobatrachidae. The record is from RefSeq and is a predicted model, not a curated record. Gene Ontology annotation, biological process: regulation of mast cell degranulation.